Molecule: messenger RNA, 9063 nt
Organism: Petromyzon marinus (sea lamprey)
Lineage: Eukaryota; Metazoa; Chordata; Hyperoartia; Petromyzontiformes; Petromyzontidae
Gene: MYLK3
Product: myosin light chain kinase 3
Biological process (GO): intracellular signal transduction; positive regulation of apoptotic process; protein phosphorylation
Cellular component (GO): nucleus
Molecular function (GO): ATP binding; protein serine/threonine kinase activity
Source: RefSeq, a predicted model, not a curated record
ACGUGACUUUAGAGUGCCAGCUAAAGGAGGGAACGCUGGUGAGUUUCCACAGCGGUGAGGUCCGCUCGUGUGCAGUGUUGUGAGGGGUGACACUUGGGGGAGGCCUCUUCAUCCAGCAAGUGGAUAGAUGAAGACUGAUGAUGAACGUUAAGAGUUGCCAUUGUUACGAGAGUUAAAAGCAGUUACCAUGGUGUGAGAAUUAAGUUAUCACGGUGUCAAGAGGAUAAAAAGUAACCGUGCUGUUACGUAGGUAUUCCCGCUCAUAGAGCUUACUCCAUGUACUUUGUGUGAAAAUAUAAGAAUAGGUUUUACCCUUUCUGGCAAUAAAACAGGCGGUAUGCAUGCAUUCACCACACGCACUUGUGGUGAACUUACAAGUAAAACAUGCUCUGAUAAUGUAUGGCAUUGUCUUUGAAACCGAUUGGCUACACCAGGGAGAGCCUUUCGGGCCUUGUCUCACCAUUGGCAGACCAGAGAACGCUAAAAGGCGAACAGUUGGCCUUCUCUGGUCUGGCACUGGUGAGACUAGGCCCGAAAGAAGGCUCUCUCUGGUGUCGACAAAUUAGUUUCAAAGACGAUGCAUAUUUUAUUUUUAGAGCAUGUUUGCAUGUUCACCACAAGCACGCGUGGUUAAUGUAGACAUGAUUCCUUGCAAAAGGUUCCUAUUUGGUGUUUGAACAUCUUAACACAACUCCUGUUUUAUUGCUAGAAAGGGUAAAGCCUAUUCCAUUUUUUUCAUACUUUGAUACUGGGAAAAAAGAUCCCUGUACUCUGCUUUACUCUCGAACGAAGCAAUUAAACAACUUUGGGCAGCCUACAUCAGACACCCAGCAGGAGCCAUAAUAAUCAGCAAGGAAGAAUGCGCGCUGGUGCAAUUCAUUUUCUAAUGAAGCUCCCAGCACAUGGAGGGAAGUUGACGCCGUGCCAAACAACGCACGACACAACCCGGAAGCACACCCGAGAGAUUGACAGUUGCCGUGAUGAAACAAUGCAGUUUGAGAGUUAAAAAACAGUUGUUACAAUACGAGAGUAAACGGGUACCAUGGUGUGCGAGUUAAAACUACCAUGAUGUAGUCUCUGAAAUUUGUAUUUUGUUUUGUCAAUUGUUUUCUUAAUGUGCAUUUUUAAUUCGAGCAAUAAAGCUGUGGAUUCGUUCAGUUUCAAUUUUGGAAGCUCGGCUGAAAUUUGGAUCUGAUUAAAUUUGGCUCCUUGUUAUUUUCACAGAAACUUACCCAUCGUCUGUAAUUUUUAUCCUAGCAUGUUUGCAUUUACUGAUGGAAUAUUUACUUUAAUGUAUUUCCGUGAUAAUUUUUUUGCCAUUUUUACCAAUUCUGUUAACGAUAAAUGUGUUUUGCCAACAAUACAUCGUGCAGUGCUUUGGUACAGCCAACAAAGAGCAAACGUUACCAAAUUGUAGAAAGUCUUUCAAUCCCGCCUCUUAUGGACAUCUGUGAAAAAGGAGCUUCAUAGCUCCUCAUAUUCCUCCAGUAUAAAUAAUUAUUCUAAUUAACCGCAUGAUCCAUUUAUUAUAGAUACCCUCACUAAAUAAUAGGGGUAUAUAUUCUCGAGAAAAUAUUUUAUUUCAAAUCCUGUAUGCGACUCCCACAAAUCUCGGUACACUUACUAAAUGUUUUAACACUAAGACGUGGAGGCAUUUUUUUAUGGUAUACAACCGCCUUUUAGGACCAGAGUAAAAGGGGCGUUAUUUGGGGGUGUCUGUAAAUGCAACACCAUCUACCUAUGUUGAACUUUUUUCGCACCGUAACCAUGCAUUUUAAAGGACAAAGUGUAGUGUGGUGCAACACAACCUUUUCCAGCAGGGGUCAAUCGCCAACCAAAUGUGAAAUAGACUAUGCCUGAACAGGACUCGUGUAUCCAGCCAUCCACACGUCCCUAACCUUCCUAUAACCUGAGCAUGACACCAUGGCGUGGUAUGCGCAUUUGUUGUCCACCGGACACAGCUUCUGGUCAAACGCAGAAAUGAACUAUUGCUAAGAUAUCCUGAGAAGGCUCGAUAGGUCUGAGCGAGUGCCCAGCCAUGUGUGAAUUCCAGCAGAAGUGGUGGAGAUAACCGUGACGCCAGAGCUUGGUGUUAUAUCCGCACUUGCUCUUUUAAUAGAACCACACUCGAAUAGCGGUUUACAAACGCUGAGGUCAUCUUGGGUCAUGCGCACAUCUCUUACCGUGAAUUAAAGUUGCACACGAAAUUAAUUAAAAGUCCAGACAGCUGCGCGUUAUUAACAGAGGGCAAAGUAAUUCAGAAAGGCUCAGUUACGAUGUGCCUACGUGUUAAACUGAUGUGCAUUGUGUCUGGAGUGUGUUCAUGCGUCCUUUGUACUCGAAAAGGUAGCAAGUGGUGCUAAUGAGACACUGUUCAACUAUAAUUGGUUCGAAGGCCAAUAAUAACAUGCUUCAUCCGGUCUGCGUAAUGAGGACACGACUGGUUAGCUCAUUGAUCACACGCUCGUUUUGGUAGGGUACCAGCGUGUGAUUUCCGAAGAGAGAGUAGGUCCUAACACAAUGGUUUUGAAUUACAUCUCAGAUGCGUUUUGUAUUCCCGUGAUGCUCGUAACACAAUGAUGUGCCUAGCAAUUGAAAAACAAAAACAGGCAUUCCUGGCUGGUGGGAGCAUGGCUUUGUUUGUUCCGUGAUAGCUCCACCCAUGGCAUGCCUGGCGGCCACCCAUCAAUUGUGUUAUUUUUGGACCGCUUGUUAGAGACGUCCUCAUAAUGAAAAAGGCGACCACUGCAAGACAUUAUUACUCCCACGAUGGUGCCCGAAUCGUUGAGAACAAUGUUGUAAUAGGUGGUUGCAUAGUUCACAUCAGCAGAUCGGUACCGGGUGUCGGGUUUAAUUCGGCCUGGCAUAGAGGCCGUGACAGCACGUUCUUUAAAAGAGCUGUCAUUGAGUUUCUGUCCAGUCUUGUCCCAGACUGCCAUACAACAGCUGGAUCUGAUAUGAGUAUGGGACCCUUGGAAAAUGCAUGGAUGCAACACAAGGGCAGCAGCUGCGUCUGCGAGGUGGAUGAGGACACCACGCGGGCCCUGCUGCCCCUCGGCUGCUCCUCCGCCGGGGUGGUGGCCGGCCGCGGCUCGCCGGACCGGCCGCCCGAUGGCCUCACGGCCGACUCGCCCCCCAACCAACAACAGGGCCAGCGGCAGGAGGCGCAGACGCAGGCGCAGGGCUGCGCUCGGGACGCCGGCGGCGGCGGGGGGAAGCCCCGGGCGCAGCGCAAAACAAAGGCGGUCCAGCGGAGGGUGAGCCAGCGCCGGCUGGGACAUCUCGCCUUCUUCCACUACCUGAAGCGCGUCGAGUCGAGGACGGGGUUCUGGGAGAAGCACACCACCCAGCACCUGCUCCUGCACAAGAACGACGAGGUGAAAGGUCACAAGGAUAAGCAUUUUAAGACACCGAUUGGACUGGCGGAAAUAAAACCUUGCCACAAGAAAAAGCACUAUGGUAAGACUGAUCCCGAUGACUCCGAGUCGGACAAAUCGGACGACGCGAUCGAGCAGCUGAACAAGGAGAACUCGCGCAAGUCGCGGCCGCCGAUGGGCGCGGCCGGCGGCGACGGCGCCGCCGCCGGGCUCGGCCAGAGUCGCAGCUGGUCGGUGCGAGCCGCCGUGGAGCGAGUGCAGGCCAAGGUGACGCCGGGCAACGCGCCGCUGGCCAGGCCCGGCGCCCGCAAAACCAAGAGGGAUGUGAGCGGCGUGAACGGCGACGACGGCGACGACGACGAAGAGGGCUCGGUGACGGAGAAGGAGACGGACGAGGAGUCGCCCGUGGCGGGGGACAGCGACACGCAGAGCGAAGGGGCAGUCGCGAAGGGCCCCGCCGCCGUCAAUGGGCGACCGACGGACGACGAGGCCCACGUGGACAUUGCGAGAGUUAGGAAAGGCUCGCUCGUGGCGGAGAAAGCUGUCGCCGCCGCUGCUGCUGCCGUAGAGCCGCCUCCUGUUCUGCCGAGUCCUUGUAAAGACUUCUCGGCAAAGUCGCAGGACAAAGGCCCACCGAGCUGCACGAAUUCCCAGGGUGCGGAAGGCGGAGAGGACAAGAGGGAGGCAGACACCAAGAAGAGGGCGACCGAGGGGAAAGAUCCCAAAGAGGACAGCAAGAAAAGCAAAGUCGACGAUGUGAAGGUUGCGCCCGUUGUCACCCAGACAAAGGAGCUGAAGAUAAAGAGCAAAGCCUCUCCGGGCGAGGCCCCCAGCAAGACACCGAGCGAGGCUCAGAAGAAGUCACCGAGCAAGGCAACGUUGGGCGAUGGGCCGAGCUUACCGACGGGCGGCGCUCCGAGCAAGGGGCCGAGCGAUGGCCGGAGCAAGCCGACGGGCAAGGGACUGCGUGAGACUGAGAGCAAGGACUCGAGUGAGACUCAAGUGGGCACGGUUCAGGCCGAGUCUGAAGAAACGCCGAACUCAGAGGCUUCCGACGACGUUAUAGAUGACUGCCCUCCACCUCCGGCUCCAUUUGAACACCGCAUGGUGGUGCCACAGAGCGAAGCGGUCAGCACCUCCUACUCCAUCAAGCAGAAGGAUGUGCUCGGAGGGGGACGGUUUGGACGAGUCCACAAGUGUGUCGAAAGAACGUCUGGAAUGACGCUGGCUGCCAAGGUCAUCAAAGCUAAAGGAGUGAAGGAAAAGGACGAAGUGAACAACGAAAUCAGCAUCAUGAACCAGCUGAAGCACAACAACCUCUUGCAGCUGUACGACGCGUACGAGUCCAAGAAUGACUUCGUCCUCAUUAUGGAAUACAUACACGGCGGGGAGCUGUUUGACCGCAUUGUGAGCGAGGACUACAAUCUCACCGAGCUGGACGCCAUCAUCUUCAUCCGGCAGAUCUGCGAAGGGAUCCACUACAUGCACCAGCAGUACAUCUUGCACCUGGAUCUCAAGCCAGAAAACAUCCUCUGCGUCAACCGGAAAGGAAACCAGAUCAAGAUCAUUGACUUUGGCCUGGCCAGGAGGUAUAAGCCGAGGGAGAAGCUGAAGGUGCACUUUGGAACCCCGGAGUUCUUGGCGCCGGAGGUGGUGAACUACGACUACGUCUCGUUCCCCACCGACAUGUGGUCUCUGGGAGUCAUCGCCUACAUGCUGCUAAGCGGGCUGUCCCCCUUCAUGGGCGAGGACGACAACGAGACCCUGACCAACAUCGUGAACGUCAACUGGGACUUUGACGACGAAGCCUUUGAGAACGUGUCUGAAGAAGCCAAAGAUUUCAUCUCUCGGCUACUCAUCAAGGAAAAGAGUGGCCGAAUGAGUGCGUCUCAGUGCCUGAAGCACAAUUGGUUAGUCAAUCUCUCGGAGCGCGCAAAGAAAUGUAAGGUUCGCCUCAAGUCACAGCUGCUUCUGCAUACGUACAUGGUGCGACGGAUGUGGAAGAAAAACUUCUUUGCUGUAACAGCGGCGAACAGACUUCGCAAAAUCAGCAGCUCCACCAGCCUGGCCUUGGAAGGAAGUGAAAAAUGAAAUCAAGUUGUUCAGUGCAUUGCUCAGCUCUGCACGAGUCACUCAGAUGAGCUUGUUUUUUUAAACCAUUUUACCCAAAAGUACCUCGAUCGUACUAGCAGCGUCAUGUGACAGAACUAAGUAUCCAUUCGGAUCUCCUGAAGUGCAGUGCCACCGUUCGUGUGCGAGAACGGCCCACGGAAGUAGAUAUCGCAGAGCUGCCUCUGAGAUUGUUUAAAAUUGACCUCUGGUCUAAACGUGGCUUGAUUUCUAAAUUUCAGUGAGCUCCAAUCUCCACAAAAGAUGGAAUGAGUCUGGCGUUCAUGAAGUCAGGCGUGUGCUCAAGAUGUAUGCGGCUUUCAAAUUGUGCAGGCAUUUUAAUGUGGAGCCUCCUCACUUCCGUCACUUGGUUCCACUCCCAAUGUAGCAAAUAAAAACUAGUUUUAGGAUUAGUGCGAUUUAAAGAAAAUCCAUGUUUUGCAAUGGAAAGAUCAUGUAUUUGUAAAUCACGCAUUACUAAGCAUGUAAGAGUAGGCCAGAUAUCCUGUAGAUGGGCUCUCCAGAGCUCCCUGACGAGAGCUCCCCCUAGUGGACGCCCUUCCGCCUGCAGUGGUGGGAGAAAUGAAUGCAGGGCUGCACCUUUACCGGUCCCUUUUACACGACAGUGUUUGGGUAUGCGGAAAUUUUACGUGAUAUUUUCUGAUUGAGUAAUUGGUUAGCAUGCACUGUUUAGGAAACGCAACGUUGAAUAAAGUUGUUUUCGUGGAAUUUAUACACUUUACUAUCAAUAAAUUGUAAUUUUAUUGUACAUUAUAUCUGGAUGGUUUUAUAUUCCUAUCAUGAAACUCUAGGGUAAUGCAAUACCAAACAAAGCUUUUGACAUUCAAUAUAAAUUGAAGCUUGGAGUGGUUUAUCUGAAUUUUUUUUACAUUUAGCAUGUUCGACUUAUUUUUUUGUAACAACAUAGCAACUUGAGUAUUUAAUUACAAUAGUGAAUUACUAAGUAAAUCUGAAUUUGUGCAGGCAUUGUCUUUUAUAUGAGGAAAUUAUAACUGCUAUGAGGAUGCAUAUAUUAUAUACGUCAAUUAAUUUGCACAUGCCUCUCUCCCUGUUUGACCUUUUGUGUUACUGCUGCAUAAGCACACGUACAGGAGAGAAACCCAUUGAUUGUAGAGUGCGGGUUAGAUCGAACUGCCUCCGCACACCAGCCACAAAGCACCAGCGAUGUCCAUAUUUAAUCCACCUUCCCUAUGUACGAGAGGGAGUGCUCUUGCCAAUAACGCCUGGACAUCUUAUCAGUAUUUUAACACAAGAAGCCUCUGCCCAUAAGACUCAAAGUUUGCUUGUUUAAACAAAUGCUGCUGGAAGACCAUUUGGCUUAUGGGAUGAAAAAAAUAUAUAUUUUUACGUGGAGUGACAGAGAGUAUGUUAAUUUAUUUUAUUCUCCAUGCACAUAUCGGCUAGCCUAGUUACGCUUGCAUACACACAAUGGGAAUACACCCUCUUGCAUUGAGUGGAAAAAAUGUAAACUUGUGUUAUGUGAACUUUUACGCAUCUGCAUACUGGCAGAAACAUGAAAGUUUUGAGGAAUACCGUUUUAUUCUUGAUGAUAGAUGGAUCAUUUGUCAAUGUCCUUGCACGUGGUAUUGUAUAAAGUAUUUGCACAUCUGCAUAUUAUUGAAUUGCAUUAAUUAGUUCGUCCAAAGGCAUGGAAAUGUGGAUGGCGAUGGCUCUUUAUUUUGCUAGAAUAUCAAGAGAUGAAGUUGUUUUACCGGGAUGUUUUGUUCAAUGGUCAAUGCACUUGAUUCAUUUUUAUUGUUCUGUUUUUUAUAAAGGGUUACCAACGGGCUAGGGAAAUAAUACACACGAUAAGCUAACACAACAAAAUUAUUCUGACGUUUUUAAAACUGAAAAAAAAAUAUCCCCUGUGCACAAUAUUGUGAUUUUUGUUAGCUAUGUAUGUGUGCUCAUAUAAAAUCAUCUCUAAGGUCACAGUUUAUCCCAAAAUUAGAAAUAUCUCCAUUGAUAGUACUUGGAAAAGAUUGUUUAAAAAUCACGUAAAAAUUUUCCCAAGCGGUAUGUGCGAAAAUAAUUUGCCCUAAGGCUGUGAGAUCUAAAUGUUUGUUUUCUUUUUCUCAGCAAUGUAUUAGGCGUGUAUUGAUUCAGCAAAGUAAAGGCAAGCUACCCAAUGUGUUGUCGGGUUGUCCCAACACGUGCCGUUAGGCAUGAUGCCUGACGUUUUGCUCCGCUUACUGGGAGCUUCAGGAACUGCAUUCAGUUCUUGAGGAAGCUCCCCGGCACAUGGACAAACUCUCAAACACGCGGAAUGGAACGUCAGACAUCGUGUUGAACAAAACGCGGUACAACCUAAAAACAUAGUAAUGUAAAGUUCAACUUCAUACGGUAUUGUGCGUUAUGCUACUACCCUUCUGGUGGGACUAAAUUGUAGGCCAUUGACUCAGGGUCAACUCUUCGGUUCAUCGGCUGUUAAUUUGCAAGGUCCCAAACGCCCAAUUGUUUAACCUAAUUUAAAUUGUGUUACUGUUUUACUGAAAUAACGACGGGAUAGCCAUUGUGGAAGUUAUCACUUUUCUUUAAACUGCAAAGUAAAAACUUAAUUUUGGCUCCUUGAACAAUGUAUAAUGUGCUACCUGUGAAAGAAAAACAAGUUUAAAACGUAUCUUAAGUGUGGUGUUCCUGGUUGGGCUGCACGUUGAUUACUGUACAUCUUUUCUCAAGCUUUCGCCAUGCACUACUGCGGGAAUCUUCAGGAGUUUAAUUGAUAAUCUCACCUAGUAUCCUAAAUGUGCAAAGACUCGGGCGAGAUGAACUCAUUCAACUCCUGAAGAUGCCCGCAGUGUUGCGUGCUGACUUGAGAAAACUCAACACGCAGCAUGACCCUUAAAACCACACUUGAAAUUCACAUAAAAUAUGUAAUUGAACUCACUAAAACAAUGAAUCCAUGAAUUAAUAAUGAAGAUACUGUAUAUUAAAGAAUGGGUUUAUUAUAUUUACCUGCUGUGGAUUGGAUUACAAUGCUUCUUUCGUACGUCUAAGUUUGGUCCUGCAUAUUAAGGUAUAAAAAAACCAUUGCGUCAAAAAGAAUACAUUAUUAAAUGGUGGCUUACGCAUGAAUUGCACAGAUUAUUGAAAGUCAAUUUAAUUCAUGCAAGUAUAGAGUUGACUUUUUAUGAUAUUGCUUCACCACCCAGGAUCAAUCAUGAUAUGAUCCGUACUAAAAUCAGGCUAAAAUGUAGGUGAGUGCAGUUAAACCCGUGCCAGAAUCUACAGAUCUCCACUCGACGAUGAGCCGCUAAAAAGUUCAAGGGAAGUACAUUGUGGGCUGUCAUUUAGCCAGUCAUGAUUUGCGGGAAAUUUGGCAAAAAUUGCGUAGACCGUUGACUCUACCCAAACUGGAGCGUUAGUUUAGCUCACAGUUUUGAGUAUCAGUGAAUAGUUUACAAAGAACGUGUCGCCUUCCAUGAAGGCUGCGUAUGAUGGGGUUGUGAGGUUCAGAUUAAUGGAAUGGCAGUUAAAGUUUAUGUUAACUUAUUGUUGUAAUCAAUAUGUAUGUUUGUGUAAGUCUACAUGGAGAACUAAUAAAGUAUACCAGAUA